GCUCGCUCUGAGGUAUAUAAGUAUCCUUAUUCUCCCAUUCUUCCUAACCCAUCUACCCAGUUCACCAAACUCAAAUCGAUCCAGAUACCUUUCCGAGUCCUAGAUCCUUUUCUCCCUUGACAAACCCCGACCCCCACGACCAUCCACCACAAUGACAACCACCGUCCUCAUCACCGGCGCCAACCGCGGCCUCGGCCAGGGCCUUCUCAAGCUUUUCCUCCAGAAACCCAACCACACGGUCAUCGCAGCAGUCCGCACCCCAAGCCACCCCACCGCCCAAACCCUCCCCACCCUCCCCCGAGACCCAAGCACCCACCUCAUCAUAAUCCCCUACGACGCAAGCCUCGACACCUCCGCCCAAACCGCCACGCAGUUACUCACCACCACACACGGGAUCACCCACCUCGACAUCGUCGUCGCCAACGCAGGCAUCGCCAAAUCCUACCCGCUGGUCAAAGACGUCCAGCUGCCCGAGAUCCGCGAGCAUGUGGAGACCAACGUCCUGAGCGUGGUGGCGCUCUACCAGGCGACGCGGGACCUUUUACAGAAUUCCGCGGACAAGCCGGUGUUUGCGAUCAUGGGGUCUGGGGCUGGGGCUUUGGGCCGCCAGCCGCCCGUCCCCAGCGCGGUGUACGGCGCCUCCAAGGCGAUGGUGACCUGGUACGGAGUGCGCAUCAACGCCGAGGACGCGUGGCUCAACGCCUUCGUGCUGGAUCCAGGCUGGGUGCAGACGGAUAUGGGGAAUGCGGCGGCGCAGGGGUGGGGGAUGGAGGCCGCGCCGACGAGUAUCGAGGAGUCGGUGGGUGGGAUGGUUGAGGUGUUGACCACUGGGACGAAGGAGCGGGUGGGCGGGAAGGUGGUGCUGUAUACUGGGGAGGUGCAGGAGUGGUAGUCUGCUCGUAGAUGUGGCCGCUUGUGGCAUGUUGGACUCUUGGGCGUGUGGAACCUGCGGAGAAGCCCGAAAUGCUUGAAUUAUACUGGAAGGGAUAUUCCGAGAUGCCAUCUCCUAUACAGAUGACCACCAAACAUUCACCCUCCCUCUACCCAACCCAUUCCCGUUUGAAAGGACAUGACCAAUCAAUCUCAACCCAACAUUCCUUCAUCCAAGCUCUCGCCUAAGCCCACACCCCCAAAAUCCG
Aspergillus uvarum CBS 121591 is the source of this 1139-nucleotide messenger RNA. Its product is annotated as putative NADPH-dependent 1-acyl dihydroxyacetone phosphate reductase. The transcript has 3 exons. The record is from RefSeq and is a predicted model, not a curated record. NCBI's taxonomy places the organism in Eukaryota, Fungi, Ascomycota, Eurotiomycetes, Eurotiales, Aspergillaceae. Bases 152 to 892 code for a protein of 246 amino acids. Gene Ontology annotation, molecular function: oxidoreductase activity, acting on the CH-OH group of donors, NAD or NADP as acceptor.